Messenger RNA from Knipowitschia caucasica, 270 nucleotides. The record is from the annotation of a GenBank genome assembly. Lineage: Eukaryota; Metazoa; Chordata; Actinopteri; Gobiiformes; Gobiidae.
AUGGAGCUGAACAUAGAGCUGAACAUAGAGCUGAGCAUAGAGCUGAACAUAGAGCUGAACAUAGAGCCGGACAUAGAGCUGAACAUAGAGCUGAACAUAGAGCUGAGCAUAGAGCUGAACAUAGAGCUGGACAUAGAGCUGAACAUAGAGCUGAACAUAGAGCUGGACAUAGAGCUGAACAUAGAGCUGAACAUAGAGCUGGGACAUAGAGCUGAACAUAGAGCUGAACAUAGAGCUGAACAUAGAGCUGGACAUAGAGCACAAACCUAA